CAGAUCGGCUUAAUAAUUGCGUUUGUUUCGGUCGUAGUAGUGACUAGUGUUUUAGACUAGCACUAACAAACGUUAAUAAUGGAUUUCAACCGAAGUGUGUCGAGACCUUUAUCACAACUUGGUUCUAGUUUCAUGGAAAAUGAAGACGAACUUCAAUUAAUGGGUUGGAAUCUUACUCCAGAAGAUCUUACUCACAUACCAGAACAUUGGUUGUCAUACCCAGAAGUUAGAUCACUCUACCAUUAUAUUUUGGCAUUUGCUUAUACAAUUUUAUUUUGUCUCGGUGUAAUUGGAAAUGGUUUGGUGUUAUGGAUAUUUUGUGUAUCAAAACCAUUACGAACACCUUCCAAUUUGUUUGUGCUCAAUUUGGCGAUGUGCGAUUUUUCUAUGGUAUUAGUACUACCGAUCCUCAUUUAUGAUUCAAUAGAUCAUAAAUAUCCAGGCCAUUUACAGUGUCAGAUAUUUGCAUUGUGUGGAUCUAUUAGUGGGAUUGGAGCAGGAGCCACAAACGCUGCGAUUGCUUAUGACAGAUAUAGUACAAUUGCAAAACCAUUUGAAGGUCGUAUGACUUAUGGUAAAGCAUUAAUAUUGAUCAUAUGUAUUUGGAUUUAUGUUUUACCAUGGUGCUUACUUCCCUUAACCGAAAAGUGGAAUCGAUAUGUUCCGGAGGGUUUUUUGACAAGUUGUUCUUUUGACUACUUAACGCCUACCGAGGAGACUAAAGCUUUUGUUGGAACCAUGUUUGUGAUUUGUUACGUGAUUCCCAUGUCUUUUAUAAUAUACUUUUAUUCACAAAUUGUCUGUCACGUGUUUAACCACGAAAAAGCACUUCGUGAACAAGCUAAAAAGAUGAACGUUGAAUCUUUGCGGAGUAAUCAAGAUGCAAACGCUCAAUCAGCGGAAGUAAGAAUUGCUAAAGCCGCAAUUACGAUUUGUUUUCUGUUUGUAGCUGCCUGGACACCAUAUGCAGUGGUCGCUAUGAUCGGUGCUUUUGGAGAUCAAUCUCUACUAACGCCUAUCGCGUCAAUGCUACCAGCGGUGUUUGCCAAGACGGUGGCUUGUUUCGACCCUUAUGUAUACGCAAUCAGUCAUCCUAAAUACAGAUUAGAACUUUCGAAACGUGUCCCAUGCUUGGGUAUUACCGAAAAACCUCCGGCAACGAGCGAUACACAAUCGAUCACUACUGCAGCUUAAUGUAUUUCAUGCUAGUGGACGACUUGAUUUUUCCAAAUUUCAUUGUUUAGAUUUUAAUUAAAAAAAAAAAAAU
Messenger RNA from Myzus persicae (green peach aphid), 1267 nucleotides. RefSeq names its product opsin, ultraviolet-sensitive-like. The record is from RefSeq and is a predicted model, not a curated record. Lineage: Eukaryota; Metazoa; Arthropoda; Insecta; Hemiptera; Aphididae. Bases 79 to 1194 code for a protein of 371 amino acids. Gene Ontology annotation, molecular function: G protein-coupled receptor activity. Gene Ontology annotation, biological process: visual perception; G protein-coupled receptor signaling pathway. Gene Ontology annotation, cellular component: membrane. The transcript is spliced from 8 exons.